Messenger RNA from Haliotis rufescens (red abalone), 5604 nucleotides. Its product is annotated as TSC22 domain family protein 3-like. The coding region runs from base 318 to 1994 and encodes 558 amino acids. The record is from RefSeq and is a predicted model, not a curated record. Lineage: Eukaryota; Metazoa; Mollusca; Gastropoda; Lepetellida; Haliotidae. The transcript is spliced from 4 exons. Gene Ontology annotation, biological process: regulation of transcription by RNA polymerase II.
AGGUGGGAGGUCAUGAGACAAGUGACCUCGUGGGGUCACUGCGAGUGGGUCAUGACGUCGUUUCCUUCCCGUCAUGCAAUGCCUGUAAUGUCCGCCAUUAUCGCCGACUGACAGUGAUAUUUAGGUAUAAGCUUACUUGUUUUGUGAAUUGCAUUGUUUUGAAAGGCAUUAUUGGAAUCAAAAUGUAAUGUAUGCCUCGGGAAGUGGUAUAUGACUCUUACGGAGUUGACUAUGUGUGCCUGAUUGAACCAUGUCGCUCAAGAGAGCCCCUGUUUUGAUUGUACGUGUUUGCUGCUAGACUCACGAGUCCGAGCAAAAUGGCUGACACAAGGGUUUGUGACGAUCCCAGUUUGCCAAAGAAAAAGAGCACGUUCAAAAUAACAAGUGUCACUAAACCUACUCGUGGUGGAAGCGGUGAGUUACAAAAUGACGCCGAUGGAGACAUGGAUAGUAUGGAUGAUCUGGACGAGAGUCAUACGGAAGACUUCAGCUCAGAAAUACUUGACAGCUCCAAAGCCACUGACAUAGAACAGGAUGCUGUGCUUACUCCAGAAGAGAUUUUCAAACCAGCAGAUGCCCAGUCUAGGUUCAGGGUAGUUAAAAUAGAAACUAAAGAGCCAUUUCGUCGUGGUAGAUGGCUGUGUCAUGACUUUUUAGACACACAACCAGCUUCGGAAAAGUCAGAGGUAAAACAUGCUGAUGAAAUACACGUUCAUUCUGGUACAAAUAGUGCCAAUAGUUCCAUGCAUUAUGUGCAUGGGGUGGAUGAUCCUUCAAGGAACCCCCUCGCUGCUGGUGCCUUGGGAACUGUACAGCAUCUCUCUGAUGCUAGAUCUGCUAGUUUUUCUCCAAAUCCAGGUGAAACAUUUAAACCAAUCCAUCCAGCCCCCCAAGCUAGUCAAGCCCCUGCUAUGCCAGUAACCGCUAUUCCACCACAACGAAAAACUUCUGGUGUUGAUACAAUGAUACAAAAUCAGAACCAAACCAUAAAUGCUGGACAGCAGAUAGGUACAACUAUCCAACAAGGAAAUCCUCAAAUGCAACAGCCCAUGCACAUACCCGUCGCUUCACACCCAAACAUACAGCAAGUGCCCCAAGCUCAAACAAGUACAGCACCAAGCAUACCACAAACAGUAAUGGCUACAAACGUACAACCCUCAAUGCACGUACAUCAGAGCAUGGGGCAGAGUGUAAAUGUGCACGGCCAGGCAGGGAACGUGGGUGCAGGACAAGGUGGUAAGCAGCUACCCCCUAACCAUAUUGGCCAGGGUGUUAUGCAACCACAAUCAAUAGACCCUCACACACCACAAAGCCAGAACUUCCCCGCGAUGACAUCAAUGUCCAUUGAUCAGAUGUCGCAGGGCCAAGUUUCCCAGAAUCAACUGGCCCAGCAACAUUAUGGACAGGUAAAUCAGACUGGAAGUCACAGUAUUAAUGUCAGUGCUUCUCAGCAGAACCACGUUUCAAAUCCAGAUAAUCAACCUGACAGUGUACAUUCUCAGGUCCCCGAUAGUGGCCAGGGGGGGCAUCAGCAAGUGACGCAUGGACAGGAUGUUAACGCUUUAUCACGGCCAGGGUCCAUUUCCUUAACGAAUGACCAUGAUUCGAACAAGGACCUUAUGAGGGAUGUGGGAAAUGAUUCGUCGGGACCACAGGCUCUUCUGAGUCCCCUUGCUGCAGCAGUUAGUGGCAUGUCGCAGCCAGCUGACGAGAUCAAGGAUGAUAGGUGCAGGACUCUCAAUGCUAGUCUCCACGGUGGAUCCAGCACUGUGGCCAUCGACAACAAGAUUGAACAAGCUAUGGACUUGGUCAAGAGUCACCUGAUGUUCGCAGUCAGGGAGGAGGUCGAGGUCCUGAAGGAGCAGAUCAAGGACCUCAUGGAGAAGAUCGGCCAGCUCGAGUACGAGAAUGGGGUGCUCAAGGCCAAUGCCACGCAGGAGACGCUGUCGAAACUGAACCUGCCCAAACCCCAGCCUCCAUCCUCCUCAUCCUAGCAUACCCUGCCCAGCUUCCAUGAAUAUAGAAUCAUGCAUCCACCAAGUUCAGCUUGAUAGUUUCAAGCACAGCCUCACGCUGUUAGCUCACGCGUGAUCCAUGGGAUGGGAUACUUUGACUGCGCCCAGUCAACCUACUCCCCGCCCCCGCCGCGUGUGGAUUGGGAGCAUCAUUUUACCAGAACUGAUCAAUUUUCUGUGUUCGGAGAAUCAUAGAGAACUGUUCAUGAUAUCAUCAUCAUAUGGCUGGAUCACCAGAUGCCACGACCCGGAGCCGUUACAGAGCCUCCUGAACAGGAAGCAGCCCUUAGUCUGUGACUGUUUUAUCCGUGGUCCUUCACUAUACACACAGAUCCAAGCUUGGCCUUCCAUUUCUCUUACAGUACUCUCCAACUCCUUGAAAUCUUCAUUGGGACUUCUUUGGAAUCAUCCAUGUGACUUUACUUAGUCUUUUAUGAAAUAUGCUAAACAAGUAUCUUGACUUUUGACUUUUAACAUGUCUUGCUUUUCACUGUGUCGGACUUUUAUCUACUUCCUAUAGACUAUGCUGUUCAUCAUGAAGUGCUUUGAAAGAUCAGUGGUGACUUGUUGAAAGUAUUGCGAGGAUAUGGCGAGACUGCCUGUUGGCUGAUGUAAGGUCAAGGUCAUCAUCCUACACCUGUCUGACUGUGAUUGGUGGCAGUAGGUCAUGUGAGAGCAUGGCCUUCCUGCUGCGAUGUAGAACUCGUAGUUAGUGUCCAAUUAGUGGUCAGUAAUCAGCUGCCCAGCCAUGUCCAUCUGAGCUCCAACUGGUGGGGCUCUGUAAGGGUUGUGGAGGGGUUCCGUAGAGGAUGAAGCUAGGGGACACCAUGGGGGAGACAUGUGACAAAAGCGCCAUCGGUGUUGGCUCUGUGUACCAUGUGUAUCGGGCACUAUGUACCAUGUGUAUCGGGCACUAUGUACCAUGUGUAUCGGGCACUAUGUACCAUGUACAAGUCCUGUAUUGGGCAUCAUGUACCUGUUCUGUAAAGGGUUAAUGUCUCAUACCAUGUGCAUAUCCUGUAAUGGGUUAACAAAACACAGAGUACACUACAGAUUGACAUUCUGAUGAUGUCGUACAUCUUAUGCUGAUGCAAACCAAGCCGGAGGGUGAUGGUUGAAGUGAGAUAUGAGCUCAGAUGGACAUGGGUCUUACAGGGGCUGACCGCCCGUGAUCACCGAGUGCUUAUGUAUAUAUAGUGUAUUAUACCCUAGGCUGAUGUAUCACAAUGUAUGCAUUGCCUGUGCUGACUCAGCAUAAUUUGUAUUUUAUGCGAGAGUGUAUAUGUUUUAUAUUUCACACAGUGUGAUAUAAGCUUUGUGGAUGAUAACAAGCUUUAACCCCCUACGGUGACUGUAUAUUUCCAAUAAGACUUGUGAAUCUGUACAUAGAGAUUGUUCGUUGCAUAUUCUUACUGUUAUGACAGAUGUUCUCAUAUUUUCCUAUGUGAAACCAAGCGCCAGUAUGAGAUGGCUGAGACAUGCUCGUCGUGUCUUUGUAUGGACGAUGGUCAUUAAUUCCUGAUAAUGAAUAACAUUGUCAACGAAUAACAAUCCUACAAGUUGACAUGACAAUAGGUCCUAUGGCCACAGUGUCCAGACAUCUUGUAAUAAAUGACCAGGUAUAAUUGUACUGAUACUCAUAGCCUACUUCAUAUUUAUCCCUUAAGGAAUAUCUUUGUUGGGCAUUGCUAUUUUCCAAGGUGACGACUGAGGUAAGACUAGUCAUUAAGACAGGGCAGUGUGCUCUGUAGGACAUUCAACCCCGACAUUCAACCCCGACAUUCAACCCCGACAUUCAACCUCGACAUUCAACCCAGACAUUCAACCCCGACAUUCAAGCAGGUUCCUGGUGCUAGGAACCUCUGUAGUCUUUAUUCUUGGAGUGAAGUAAAACUAUAAUGCUAAGUACGAACGUCAAGGGGCCCUCGUCCCACCCUCAUGUUAUUAAACAAGACACAAUAUGGGUUAGGAUCCAUGGACAUAUGUCAGCUUCUAACACUGUACUGUGUAAGUUUAACACUUUGCAUUGUAAAAGGACACACCUCCUUCCGCUCUGAUACCAAAUUCAUUUAUUCCGAUCAAGGUUGAUAUGAGUUAUUGAGUGAUGUGAUGUGAGAGAGACAUGGUAACGACAUCUUCGAGACCAGAGGAUAACAAUGCAUUCCAAACCUGUGUGGGCGAUCCUUGUAUGCUAGAAUUGUCAUUCUUAGUAGAGGCUGAUGUUGGAUCGACCAGACAAUCACCUUCACUAUCGGUCUGCUUGACACCAAACUUUGGCCAACUUUGAUUGAGUGUUUUUGGUACCUUGCCAAAGACUUCUUCUAGAUUUCCCCCUUGACAUCCCUGUGAUCCUUGUCUUCGUCUUUUAUCCUUGGACGUCUUGUCCUGAGAUCACCUGCCACCAGAGUAUGACUGUGCACAGAGUUCCACAGAGCUCCACAGGGUUCCACAGGGUUCCACAGGGUUAUCACAACAGUUGAAUGGUGUGUCAUUCUUCUUGCUCCUGUAGCUCAGGCCCACUGGGACACUGCUUCAAUGACUGUUCUGUGCCAUGCACUGUUUAAUACCCUAUUCUUGAUCAACUUCUGGCCCAUUGGCCCCUGCCCAGUUAAAAUGUCAAAAGGGUUUGUCAAAAUUUCACCCCUUCUCCAUGCAUGUUUAAUUUUUUGAAUUGGACACUACCCUAAGUCAUGUAAUUUUGAUGAGAAAGUAGGGGCAAUGAGGUCUUGUGAAUGGUUAACUCAAAGAAAGAUAUAUGUGGAUCAUCUCGGUAGAAGGACAAUCUGCAUCGUGUAAUGUUGUGUACAACAACAUCUUUAUUUGGUCAUAAAUCGCCACGAGGUAAAUAGAAGCCAAGAUUUAAUCUCAGAGUGCAGGAAAAAAAUGUUUCAGGGGUGAGGAGAUCUAAAAUUUUCAGAGCCCCACAAGGUGGCUAUGUGACCUCGGGUUCAGCCGCUUCAUGGCCUCCACCAUUUAGUUCUAGGCCAGUUAGUUUGGAGCAAGCCCUGCUGGGUACACACAAAUUUGUAGUUAAAUCUUCCCCUGGUUAAUAUUCACUUUGCUAAUAAUCACCUGAAACAUGUACUCCGGAAUAUUUCUUGGACUCGAAGAACUGCCAGGCUGAUUGCUGUAACAUGUUUUCAAGGUAAAAUUAUCCAAAAUUGUGUUUUACAAAAAUCUUUUGUCAUUAUUUCGUGAUAUGAUCUACAAUUUUAUCAAAAUUAUAUUGAAAAAGGAAGUAAAUACUAUGUGAAUUGUUUUGAGAAAAAAUGUCAAAUUUUCAAAUGUGUUUGCGUGAAUGAGACGGGGUCAUGGUAACAAGUGACUGGACAAGAUGUGACACUGUUGGUGGUAAACCCGGACACACGUUUGUCCGGAGCAGUGAGACUGACGUGUCAGUAGAUGGAGAUAGUUCAUCAUCAGGUGUGGCAUGCUCCUAAAGAUACUUUUACUGCAGCCUGUACCGGGCUUGAAGAUUGAGAUAUGUAUAAAACUGUAAAUAUGUUGAUAAACGGACUUAAAUGUUUGUUUGAAUUGUAAAUGCUUCAAGUCAAUUGCUACAUGAAUAAAUAAACAAUGUUCAUUACAA